GAAGAGGGCUUGAUAGAGAAGUGGGAUUGGGGCACGAGAGAGCGCGAGGGAGGGGGUCACGGGUGGAUGGUAACUGCCGCUCUAACAGGGGGAUUUGCACUUUCACCAGGAGAUAUGAUACUCAGGAGAAGUCUCAACUUGCUGCCUAUUUUAUUACUUUGCUCCUCAGCGCUACCUCAAGAUGGUGAGGUCACAAUGGAUGACGACACAACGUUUGACCUGUUUGAUAUUAGCGGUAUCACACGCAAGACUCUGGGCGCCAAGCAAUUCCGUGGCCAAGACACGGACAACCCCGCUUACCGCUUCAUCCGCUUCGAUCAUUUGCCCUCUGUGAGCGCGCCCGUGCUCAAACAGAUGCUUCUGCAAAUCCAGAACAACGAGGGCUUCGUGUUCGUGGCCAGCAUGCGCCAGGACCGCGGCUCGCGGGGAACCCUCAUCGCAUUGGAAGGCGCCAACGGCCAACGGCAGUUUGAAAUCGUCUCCAACGGUCGUGCCAACACGCUGGACCUUGUCUACUGGGUGGACGGCUCUCAAAAUGUUGUCUCCUUCGAGGAUGUUGACCUGUCUGACUCGCAGUGGAAGAAUAUCACACUUCAUGUUCAUGGCGAAAAUGCAAAUCUGUUUGUGGGCUGCAGUCUCAUCGACAGCUUCAUCUUGGAUGAGCCUUUCUACGAGCACCUGCAGGCAGAGGAUAGCCGAAUGUUCGUCGCCAAGGGAUCCAUCCGCGAAAACCAUUUCAGGGGCUUACUGCAGAAUGUUCGCUUCAUGUUCGACACAUCCGUGGAUGAUGUUCUGAGGAACAAAGGCUGUGAAGUCACUAAGGCUGACGAGGCCAACGUGGUGGUGAAUGAGAGCACAGAUAUGGAGGAUGUGAGUACCUCCACAGCCAUCACCACUAACUUCAUCGGCCAAAAGACAGAGAAGCUGGGAGCAGAUAUGUGUGAACGAUCCUGUGAGGAACUCAGCACCAUGUUCCAGGAGCUCAAAGGACUGCGGGUUGUAGUGGGGAACCUCAUAGACGGCCUGCAGAAAGUGACAGAGGAGAACACAGUAAUGAAGGAUGCUUUGGGGAAGAUGAAGAACUCCAAGGAGAAACACAUGUGUUGGCAGGACGGACGGCUUUUUGAAGAUAAGGAGGACUGGGUGGUGGACAGUUGCACCACGUGUACCUGUCAGGACUCAAAGAUCGUGUGUCACCAAAUCACUUGUCCUCCUGUGGCCUGUGCUAGCCCCUCCUUCAUCGACGGAGAGUGUUGCCCUGUGUGUCUGUCUAAGGACAGUGAGGACGGCUGGUCCCCCUGGUCGGAGUGGACAGAGUGUACUGUCACCUGUGGGACAGGUACUCAACAGAGGGGACGCUCAUGUGAUGCCACCAGUAACACCUGCUCCGGACCAUCCAUCCAGACCAGGAAAUGCAGCCUGGGAAAAUGUGACAGCCGAGUUCGUCAGAACGGUGGGUGGAGCCUGUGGUCUCCCUGGUCAUCAUGCUCAGUGACGUGUGGCGAGGGCCAGAUCACCAGGAUACGCCACUGCAACGCACCCACACCACAACUGGGGGGCAAGGACUGUGAGGGCCAGGGGAGAGAUACACAGCGCUGUGAGGCCAAGCCCUGUCCCAUUGACGGUGGUUGGGGACCGUGGUCGCCAUGGGCGAUCUGCUCAGCAACCUGUGGGGGUGGAGUUAAGGGUCGGACCCGUGUCUGUAACAGCCCCGAACCCCAGUACGGAGGCAAGAAGUGCCCUGGGGAGACCAACGACAGUGAUGCCUGCAACAAACAAGAAUGCCCUAUCGACGGUUGUCUGUCUAACCCAUGCUUCGGAGGAGUGGACUGUAACAGUGCCCCCGACGGAUCCUGGGAGUGUGGGCCAUGCCCUCUCGGUUUCCGCGGCAACGGAACCCACUGCGAAGACGUCAACGAGUGUGACAUGGUGUCUGACAUAUGCUUUAAAGCUGGUGGAGCAUCGCGUUGCAUCAACACAGACCCAGGGUUCCACUGUCUGUCCUGCCCACCCCGCUACAAGGGAACGCAGCCCUUCGGCAUGGGGGUGGAAGCUGCCAAGAAGAACAAACAGGUCUGCGAGCCAGAGAACCCCUGCAAAGACAAGACCCACAACUGUCACCGGUCCUCAGAGUGUAUCUACAUCAGCCACUUUAGUGAACCCAUGUACAAGUGUGAGUGCAGGAUUGGCUACGCUGGUGAUGGUUUCAUCUGUGGAGAGGACUCAGACCUGGAUGGAUGGCCUAAUCACAACUUGGUGUGUGGGGCCAACGCCACCUAUCACUGCAAAAAGGAUAACUGCCCCAACCUGCCUAACUCUGGACAGGAAGAUUUUGACAAAGAUGGUCAGGGAGACGCGUGUGACCAGGAUGAUGACAACGAUGGAAUCGUGGAUGAAAGAGACAACUGUCCUCUAAUGUACAAUCCCAGACAGUUUGACUUUGAUAAGGAUGAUGUGGGGGAUCGUUGUGACAACUGCCCCUACGAACACAACCCUGCCCAGAUCGACACCGACCACAAUGGGGAAGGUGACGCCUGUGCUAUCGACAUUGAUGGAGAUGAAAUCCUAAACGAGCAAGACAACUGCCCGUACUUGUACAACAAUGACCAGAAGGACACUGACAUGGAUGGAGUCGGUGACCAGUGUGACAACUGUCCUCUGCUACACAACCCUGACCAGGCUGACACAGACAAUGACCUUGUAGGAGACCAGUGUGACAACAACCAGGAUAUCGAUGAAGACGGUCACCAGAAUAACCUGGACAACUGUCCUUACGUCGCCAACUCCAACCAGGCUGACCACGAUAAGGACGGCAAGGGGGACGCCUGUGACUUCGACGAUGACAAUGACGGUAUCCCUGACGAUAGGGACAACUGUAGAUUGACACCCAAUAAAGAUCAACUGGACUCUGAUGGCGACGGUAGAGGCGACGCCUGCAAAGACGACUUUGACAACGACAACAUCCCGGACUUCCUUGACGUGUGUCCUGAGAACAAUGCCGUCAGCGUCACAAACUUCCGUAAGUUUCAGAUGGUGCACCUGGACCCCAAGGGAACAGCGCAGAUCGACCCCAACUGGGUGGUUAGACAUCAGGGCAAGGAGCUGGUACAGACCGUCAACUCUGACCCUGGCAUCGCUGUUGGCUUUGAUGAGUUCAACGCGGUGGACUUCAGUGGUACGUUCUACGUGAACACGGACCGGGAUGACGACUAUGCUGGCUUUGUGUUCGGUUACCAGUCGAGCGGCCGCUUCUACGUGGUGAUGUGGAAGCAGAUCACUCAGACCUACUGGGAAGACAAACCCUCCAAGGCCUUUGGUAUCUCUGGUGUCUCUCUCAAGGUGGUCAACUCAACUACGGGCACAGGGGAGAACCUGAGAAACGCCCUGUGGCACACAGGCAACACAAAAAAUCAGGUGCGCACUCUGUGGCACGACCCAAAGAACAUUGGCUGGAAGGAUUACACAGCCUACAGGUGGCACCUCAUCCACAGACCCAAGACUGGAUUCAUCAGGGUUGUGGUCUAUGAAGGGAAACAGAUCUUGGCAGACUCGGGACCAGUGUACGACAAGACGUUUGCUGGAGGACGGUUAGGCCUGUUUGUCUUCUCCCAGGAACUGGUCUUCUUCUCUGAUCUCAAAUAUGAGUGUAGAGAUAAGCUGGAGUUUCCAACUGUGUUGUCCAUCAGAUAACUGAACAGCGUUGGAUGUGAAAACUUCAAAUGGCUAAAGACACUAAACCUCAUAACCUGAUCAUCAGCCUUUUGCUGAUUCGUUCAUCAUUUCAACCAAUGAAAUGGAGCUUCAGCUUCGCCCCACCAAAGUAUUUUUGCCUCUAACUUUCCAUUGAAGAGGCAGCCGGGGCCUUUUCCAGUUUUUCUGAGUGCCUUAUGUGAAAAGACAUAUCCUUGAGAAAUGAAAUCCGAUGACAAAUGAAAAAGGUCUUAGCAAUGAUAAAAACUAAGUAACCGAUGUUGACAACAUAUUAUAGGGAUUACUUGUACAACCACUUAUGUGCUUUACUCCGAUUUCUUCCAAACUUUUUACAGCUUUACAUUAACAAAAGUAAAUAUAAAAUUAUUGUUACUCGAUAAAUAUUGAUAUUGUUUGUGCUGGAAAAGAGAUCAACUUGAUGCUAAGUACAAUGUACAAUAAAGGCGUCUAGGUUGCUUAGCAACUAAAGGUCUCUGUAUUGACCUCAGCAGUUUCAGCCCUGCAGUGAAAAAUUGGAUCAAUUUUAAUAUUUACUGCCAAAUAUCCACCAAACUCUUAAUCAAUACCAAAGCACACUGAUGUACGUCGCUAACUUGAACAAAGUUCUUAUUUUUUGUAUUGAUUCUUAUACCACCCAGAAUGCAGUUUUGUUAAAAGGGUCUUCAGUUGCUCAUUUAAAAUGUUUGUCAAACUCUAAAAAGGUUGACCGUGAGACCGUCUUAUAACAUUUUAAAGUACUUUGGGAUGAAGAUGUUUAUACUAAGUUUGUAUUAUAAUUUCUUCUGUAAAUUAUUAUCACGAGUUUAUGUCUUGCUGGUUUGUUUGUUUUGUUUGUUUGCUUUUUUGUUAGAGAUUGUAAAUAAUUUAUUUAUUUGUUUACACUGACGAAAUUUCACAAUUGAAGAUUGUUGGAUAUCAACAUAAAAAUUUCUCAAACAUCAAGUUAAAAAUACACUAUCACAAACUUUGUGUACUAUGCAGUGUUAUGCCAUGUGUUAUACUGAACAAAAAUUUAAAUAAUAAAACAACAUGCAACAAUUUUA
Oncorhynchus kisutch (coho salmon) is the source of this 4754-nucleotide messenger RNA. RefSeq names its product thrombospondin 2a (gene thbs2a). The transcript has 24 exons. Gene Ontology annotation, molecular function: protein binding; calcium ion binding. Gene Ontology annotation, biological process: negative regulation of angiogenesis; cell adhesion. Gene Ontology annotation, cellular component: extracellular region. The coding region runs from base 67 to 3690 and encodes 1207 amino acids. Lineage: Eukaryota; Metazoa; Chordata; Actinopteri; Salmoniformes; Salmonidae. The record is from RefSeq and is a predicted model, not a curated record.